AUGAAGAUAAAACUAAUUGUCUUUGCUCACCAAGCACUUGAAAUUAAACGCGAAAAAAUUCUGAUGGACGGUCAAAUGACGACGAUUUCAUUACCCGGAAAAGGGAAAGAUGAAAUAAUUGAAGCAACCAAGGGUAUCAGUAGUAAGCGACAAGCUGAACUAUGUUCCAAAUAUUGUGAGAUGAAGCCAAUAUCCUCAGACCAUUUCGCAUUCGUUCACAAUGGAUGUAUCCUUUCACCUGAUGAUCAAUUAGCGACGGGGAAAGUAGCUUAUCGUGCGGAAUUUUUCUCAUUCGAUUUUGAUGGACUACUCCGAUUUGAUCAACAAGCCUUUAACUAUGUUUAUCAACAAUGUUUACAAGAUAUUGAAGAUAAAAAUAUCAAAUUGCAGUGUAAUCAAGCCGCUACUUUGUCUGUCUUAACUUGGUUAUUAAAAAAUUUAGAGAAAGGCCUUGUACUAAACGAAAUUAAGGAUUUCGAUAUCAGAUGGAACGAUCUAAAACUAUUUCGCUGUUGCAAGACUUGCUUAUUCCGUCGAAUACUUGCAGGACGAAAGAAAUCACGUUGUCCAGUUCUAGGACAACUUGUAAAAGAAGGCAUUGCAAAGAUUGAUCAUGAAAUUAUCAAUUAUUAUAACAGAAAAAAAAAUCUCUAUGCUAGUAUGGAUAAACAAGAAAAAUCAAUUAAAUCUUCUUUAGUCUCUCCUGAAGAAAUUAUCUGCCAAGGAGAUAAUAUAUCAAUACAGACUAGUGAAGAUGUAUCGACAUCUAAUUUAUCCGUUACUCAAAUAGUGCAACAUAACAUAUUAGAAUUUCUAUUCACACUUAAAGAAUUUCAAUAUAAAGUGUUUUCGGCAUUCGAGGAGGGAAAGAAAGUGUACGAGAUUGCAGUUUCAUGUCAAGGCCUCGUAUUUAAAAUGUCUACCAGCAAUAAUGAGGAAGAAAAAUUAUUUUCUAUUGAAGAUAUAAUUUCAAUCCAAGUCCAGAAUCAUGUUAUUCAAGUUGAAGUCAAUCAAAUAGAUAAUUGCAACAUUACCAGUUCAAUGGACAAAUAUCUCGAGAAAGAGCUCGGUUAUACUGCUUCAUAUACCUAUAAAUGGGCAUGUCAGAACGAAAUGAAAGCUAAAUCUUUCUCAAACGUUCUUAAAGGCUAUUACAGAUUGUUAGUAAAUCGAAACACUAAUUUAUCAGGAGGUAAACAAGAAAUAGCAGUAGAUUUAGAAAAUGAGCUAAAAGGUGUUCUUCAUGGGCCAUUACGAUGUUCCAUUGCAUUGGCCACUAUUAUGUCUGUUCUACCAAAUCACGGGUAUUAUCUAAUUCAAAAGGAUACAGAAUCUUUUGAAUUUGUUAAUAUCAUAAAUUAUCAUCAAGAAAAAAACCAGUACCAGAGUUUUAGAAUUAUGUUAAAGAAUAUACGAGAUGAGAACGACUCAAAUUCAAACGAAAUUUCACUUCAAGACAUCAAAGACUACAUAGAAGCAAAAUUAAAUAAGUCUAUCGCUCAUUCCUAUUAUGGUAUGUGGACCUCAUCUGGACUUUAUCAUAUGGCUCCAAAUACACCCAUUUUAGUUAAAAAAAUUAAACACUACCGUUGGCUCAAUAUCAAAGAGGGUGUAUUCACAUUAAGUCAUCCAAAUAUACUUACAAUGCUUGCACUUGGCGAAGUUUGUGAUGAUCAAAUAACUCUAAUAUAUGAACAACCUUCAUUAGGAUCACUGGCUGUCUUUCUAAAAGAACACACAAAUAUCCAUACAACACGACUCAUUGACUAUAGUUACCAGAUCGCCCUAGCAAUGGAAUACAUUGAAUCUAAGGGAUAUGUCCACGGUUGCCUUUGUGCACAUAAUAUUUAUAUGAAGACAGCUGAUCAUAUUGUUUUAAGUGAAAUUGGCCUCCAAUAUGCGACUCAGAAGGCCAAUAAAAAGAGUUCAAACGAGUAUAUCAACUAUAUUGAUCCCAGAACAGAAUAUCAUUAUGAUUAUCAAUAUAAAAGCGAAUUUAUAGAUUGGUGGUCUCCAGAACUACUUACUAGUAGUGAUGUGCUCUUUAAUCAUAAAACUGAUGUUUGGAGUUUUGGUAUUACAAUUUGGCAAGUAUUUAAUAAUGGAAAUAGGCCAUUCAACAAUUUAAAUCAUGGCAUGAAAAUUUCUAUGAUCAAAGAAGGCAUUUGGUUGGAUAAUACCAAAUUUCCAUCACUUGACAUUACCUAUUUAAUGUUCAAGCAAUGCUGCCAUUAUGAUGCAAAUAGACGACCGAAGUUCCGAAAAAUCGUCGAAGAACUGAAACAGAUAAAAAAAAAUCAAGGCAAGGAGUUUAAACAAAUAACAAUAACAAGCUUUCCAAAUAGUGAAGAAAGCAUGGUCAUCGAUAGUAAAAGACUCGAUGAUAUGUUUACUGAGACAAAUUCUAAUAAAAGUGAUCAGGGUAAUUAUGGCAGAGUUAUGCCUUAUGAUCUCUCAGCAAGUAAACAAGUGGCAAUUAAAUGCCAUUUGAAUAGAAGCGAUAAAGGUGGCUUAUGUUUAUAUUCGGAGUACCGUAUACUGAAAGAUUUAGACUGCCAAUUUAUUAUAAAACCUCUUGGAUAUGGAGUAUUAGGUAAACGAAGUUAUAUGGUCUUGCCCUAUUACCCCGCAAAAGAUUUGUUUAAGUAUCUUCAGAAUCGAAAUGCCAAAGUUGGCGAUUCUUCGUCGUGUAAUGUAGGACAACUGUAUAAGUUUGCGAAGCAGAUUGCAGAUGCCCUGGAUUAUUUGCAUAAUAAAUGGAUAGUCCAUCGCGAUAUUAGAACUCCUAAUAUUUUAGUGGAUGGUGCUGGGCAUGGAGUUAAGUUAGCAGAUUUUGGAAUAGCUGAGUACGUUACUCCAAUGCUCAAUAAUGGAUGUCACCAUAAAUGUGUGAACCAAUUGGCUGGUUUACAGUUGCCGAAAUCCAGAUACGCAGAAACUUGGUAUGGAUUUCCAGCUGAAGUAUGGAGUUUCGGGAUCGUUAUGUGGGAGAUUUUUACGUAUGCCGAAAUAGCAGCCUCGCGGCUAGCGAAUAAGGCUGAAGGAAUUUCUGCCGACUUACUUUUAAGCAGAGGACCGAGUAAUAAUCCUGAGUUCCAGCUGGCUAUCAAUUUAAUACGCGGUUGUUUAAAGGAAAAUCCAGACACUCGAAUUAAUAUCCGUCAAAUACUAUCAAAAUUAGAUCAGAGAUGCAACACAAUAAUUUAUUAG
Molecule: messenger RNA, 3210 nt
Organism: Trichoplax adhaerens
Lineage: Eukaryota; Metazoa; Placozoa; Uniplacotomia; Trichoplacea; Trichoplacidae
Exons: 25
Coding region: 1-3210 (1069 amino acids)
Biological process (GO): protein phosphorylation
Molecular function (GO): protein tyrosine kinase activity; ATP binding
Source: RefSeq, a predicted model, not a curated record